Engraulis encrasicolus (European anchovy) is the source of this 3963-nucleotide messenger RNA. Its product is annotated as glucagon receptor-like. The record is from RefSeq and is a predicted model, not a curated record. Gene Ontology annotation, biological process: cell surface receptor signaling pathway; adenylate cyclase-activating G protein-coupled receptor signaling pathway. The coding region runs from base 497 to 2302 and encodes 601 amino acids. The transcript is spliced from 14 exons. Lineage: Eukaryota; Metazoa; Chordata; Actinopteri; Clupeiformes; Engraulidae. Gene Ontology annotation, molecular function: peptide hormone binding; glucagon receptor activity. Gene Ontology annotation, cellular component: plasma membrane.
UGCACUGUGCGCUAGGGAGCACUCACCGCUGCACUCUGGCACGCUGUCGGUCCAGCGAAGAGCAAACCGCGCGCUCUCCACAACUUCUCUCGGCAACUCAUCGCGCGCUCUCCUCUCUCUCAAGUGUUUCUCUCCAAACUAACAAACGCUGACAAUUACGCUACCUAUCCGUUUGCAUUCAAUUCAAAGUUAACGACUCACUUGAGACAUCCUCGUUGUCUGGUGCAAAGGACUGUGGAUUUACUCGCUGGACCUUCAACGGCAGUUUAACGUUUGAACCAGAGGAUGAACAAGCGGGUAGAACCUCCAAGCGUUGCCAUUCCGUGUCUCUUCACCCCAGGAUGUGAGUUGUGGUUGGACACGUCCUUCUCCAUGAGUUGAUUCGACCUUCCCUCCCUCUUUCUCUUUCUCUCCCUCCCUCUCUCCCUCCCCUCUCUCUCUAUCCCUCUCUCUCUCUCUCUCUAUCCUCUCCUCCCCCAUCCUGUGUCUCAGAGGGAUGUCCUUGGCCAGCCUCCUUCUCUUCAUUCUGCUCCCAUUCACAGCAUACACACAGACCUCCGCUGCUAAGGCCCUGAAGAUUUUGAUGGAGCAAUGGAAAGGCUACAAGAACGAGUGUAUUCAGAACAUCAUCAACGCACCACCGGCUACUGGGCUAGUGUGUAACAGGACGUUUGACCAAUACGCCUGCUGGCCUGAUGGUUUACCCGGCACCACCGUCAAUGUCUCCUGCCCGUGGUACUUGCCCUGGUACCACAAAGUUCGUCAUGGGCUGGUGUAUCAUGUGUGUGGGCCAGAUGGCCAAUGGGCUCCGAAGAACAGCAAGAACACCAGCGAGUGCGAAGAGGACGACCAGUGGUAUGGCCGUAUCCUGGACAUCUUCAGGACCAUGUAUACUGUGGGAUACUCGCUAUCGCUUGGGGCACUGGUGCUGGCCCUGUCCAUACUGGCGGCAUUCAGGAAGCUUCACUGUAUGAGGAACAACAUCCACAUGAACCUGUUCGCUUCCUUCAUCCUGCGGGCCCUGUCCAUCCUCAUCAAGGACGCUCUACUGGACGCCAUCAACGCCAACGCAGCACAGCUGUCAACCUCUCACACACACGCGCAACGCUGGACUAACUCACCACAGUUGGUAUCGGGAUGUCGAGUUGCCGUGGUUAUGAUGCAGUACAGCGUGGUUGCCAAUAACUACUGGUUGCUGGUGGAGGGAAUCUAUCUCCACAACCUUCUUGUCGUCACCGUGUUCUCAGAGAAGAACUACUUCCACAUCUACCUCUGCAUUGGCUGGGGUGCCCCCCUGAUGUUCGUGCUUCCCUGGGUUAUAGUGAAACAACUUUACGAGGACGAAGAGUGCUGGGAGAGAAAUGUGAACAUGGGCUACUGGUGGAUCAUACGCUCACCGAUUCUCUUCGCUUACCUGAUUAAUUUCUUCAUCUUCAUUCGCAUCAUAAAGAUCCUGAUGUCCAAACUGAAGGCCCAUCAGAUGCGCUACACAGACUACAAAUUCAGGUUAGCCAAGUCCACCCUGACUCUCAUCCCUCUGCUGGGUAUUCAUGCCAUCCUCUUCACCUUCGUGAUUGACGAGUCUGUCCCCAAAGAGUCACUCCUGCGCCUCAUCCGCCUCUUCUAUGACCUCCUCUUCAGCUCUUUCCAGGGUCUUUUGGUGGCCAUUCUCUACUGUUUUGUGAACAAAGAGGUACAGUCUGAGGUGGUGAAACGGUGGAAGCGUUGGAAGUUGGGCAAGGACAUCGAGGAGGAGUACCGCCACACACACAGCCAGACGCCACAUGGCAAGAGUGCCAGCGUCGUCAUGGCAGCACCCCCCAGCAGCGACUCCGACCCGCAAGACUCCGACCCUCCACCCCCUGACCCCGAUCCCGACCCACACGAUGUUGACUCCGACCUUCAAGCGACCCCUUCGUCGUCACCCCCCACACUAGCCUGGGAGGAGCGGGAGUGGUUGGUGGGGGUGGGGGGCGGGGGCGGGGGCGGCAGUCGGAAGUGUAACGGCAAAGGUGGUGGAGAGAAACGCAGAGUGAUAUUAUCCUCCUCACCAAUAGGGGGCCUCGGCUAUGGCAGCGGCUCACUGACGGAGGAUAUCUGUCUGCAGGAGAGGCGGCUGCCGUCCGGCUACGGUCACAACAAAGUUGACCACCUCGACAGCAGCAACUGCAGCAACCGGGGAGGAGGUAAUGGCGAUGACAAUGACAACGAUAACGACGAUGGUGAUGACAGUGUCGAUAUCGGCUAUGAUGGCGAUGGGGGUCGCGCCCUCUGUAGAGAAGCCAGAGAGAGCUACUUAUGACCUCUGACCCAUGACCUGUGACAUUACAGGAAAUGAAGGCUGUGUUGCUCGUGGUUACCAUGGCAGCAGUGCCUGGCCUGGUUCUGACCACUUUCUGAGUGAAGAAAAAACAGAGAGCGAAAGACAGAGAGAGUACGAGAGAGAGAGAGAGAGAGACUGAAUUAUUGAAUGACUGAAGGAAAAAAGCAGUAGGACCAAAUCAUAGGAACUUUCACACAAUGCCAGAACUGUUGACUAUUUGGGAAAUUGAAGAGAAGAAGAAGAGAGCACACAUCAUGUUAUUCAUUCACCUGAAAGGGACAAUGCAAAGAAAAUUGACAUGGAAGAGAUGGUUUAUCAGGAGAUUUGUCCAGAAUAAACGUGACAUAAGAUUCUCAGCAGUCAUUAAAUGUCUGCCUGAGCCAUUUUGGCUGCAUUGGUGACUUGUGGUAUGUUUUAUCUCGGUUAAUAAAUUGAAAUUCAAAAUCUUAGACAAAAUCUUUGGCCUUUGUUCAGCAACAAAAAGAAAUAACCAGCAUUGUUGCUUUGCUUUCACUGAGAAAAGCAGCACGACAAAAGCCUUUGCUUUGCAUCCACAGCAGUUUGCCACAGUACAGCCUAUCUCCUCAAAGAACAUGAUAAAAAGGAGAACAACCCCACCCCUCCAAAAAAAAUAAACCUAAAGAAAAAAGGACAUAAUCAUGCAGCUGACUCUACAGUGAAGUAUGUGGCCAAAGGCAAACCAUUUUGUGAUGUGCAAUGACUGGACACAUUUUCAUUAUUUUGUAUUUGUUUAUAUUUAUGCGGGUGCUGACGAUGCUGAAACCUUCUUCUCCCAACUUCAAAGCAGAGUGCUAAUAUACAGUAGGAUAUGUGUCUGGGUGUCACCAGAACAGAGGAUUCCGGGCACAGUGGGACAAGGACCAAAAAAAAUGCCUGGGCAUUUUUCAGCACACAAUUUUGUGACAUCAAGUUCUGAAAGCAUGAUGAAUACAAAACGGGAUUUUUUUUCUCAGUCUUUUUCUGUCCUCGCGUGUCACUGUUGCCUUGGCCAGCUGUGCUUGUUGUCUUUGUCAGUGCUUUGAAAAGUUCAAAUUCAAUACAUCUUAAAAAGUGAAAGUAUCAUUUUCUGUAAGCAUUCGGUAAGCCAAUUACUGGUGGGCGAUGUGGCAAAGAUGUCAUUUCACAUUUUUUAACCUAAAAUUUAGAUUUUUAUUUUCCUUCAAGACCUUCAAUUAAAAAAGAACAUAAACAAACAAAAACACAUUUAGGACUACAAACUUGUCUGAACAGAUUUUAAUUAACACACUGAUAGCUCUCAUAAAUAUUUGGAAUAUAAUAAAUUCAGUAAAAAAAAUAAAGUGAAUACAACAACAAUAAAUAAACAUCCCUCUGAUGAAGUGAAUAUCACCACUGAUAAAGUGAACAUCCUCAAUCAUUUUUCUCGAUUUAGUACAAUCAGAUCAAACACCCCUACCAUCAAUACUGGACCGAUUCUUCUAAAAGCAAGAUGGUUUCACUUUUUAAGAUGCCAUUUUUUUCAGUGUGAACAUUGCGGGCCACUAUUAACUGUUCUGCUUCGUACCCACUUGGUGAAAGCUGUGCUUGAUGUGAGAUCAUCAAGUCUUCUUACUAAAUGUGUUCAAAUGUCAGAAAAUGGAAAGACUGCUGCAGAGAACACA